AUGUUCGGUAUGCUCGACUUUGGCCUGGCCAAGGUCUUCGCCGUAAAGGAAGAACAGUACCUGCUAGCCCCAGUGACGAUAAAACCCAAGUUUAACGCGCUCCGCCCCGCCCCGCCGCCGCCAGCGCCGGUCGCGCUGCGCCCGCCCUCGCCGGAGGAGGAGCUAGAGGAGCCGCAGUACACUGACAACCCGGAGGACUUUUACGAUUAUCUCGAGGACGCCGAGCCAGAGGACACGAUUUCAGAGCCCUCGUCGAGCGCAACGAGUGUGCAGGAUUUCCCGGCGCAACAAGCCCACGUCAAGUUCAAACUCCUCAACCACUCCCCCGUGCCGCUGCACUCCCGCGUCGACUCCUACUCAAACCCGUACCUCUCCGACCUGCGCUGCAUCGACGGGGCAGUCGACGAGGGCGGGUUCGGCGGGUCGCGCGACCCCGACCAGCGGAUAUGGAUUCUGGGCGUGUACGACGGGUAUAUUACGCGUGCUGUUGGCUUGGAGGCCGUCGUGCGCGUGUUUAAAGAGCGCCUAGUGGACCACGGGACAGUGUAUUUCGGCUGGCGCGACGACAACCGCGCAAUCUUUGACAUCUUCUUCAACAUCCUCCCCGCGUUCACACUGCGCACGCUCGACAUCCGCUUCCCGGACCCGGCGUACGUGCCUGCGUCUUUACUUUCCUUCCUGUCCGGGCACCGCGCAAACGGCCUCCAGAGCAUCUACGCGACGGGCGUACACUCGUCCCCGCGCCUGCUGGAGAACCUCUCAAGCGCUCUGAUUGAGGGCCAGGGAACGCCAAAGCGCAUCUGUUUCGGCUGGUGCGGCGAGCUCACAGACGACCACGGAUGCCCAGGCCACCGGCCGCCGUGGUCGUGCGCGCGCAUCGCCGAGCGCGUAGAGGACGCCGUGGCUACCAACUUCAUGCAGCAGUCGUCCGUGCGCGAGGCGUUCAAGGACUCGUUUGUCGUCGCCCAGGUCAUCCUGCUCGCCCGCCCCGGGCCGUUCGUGCCGAAGCCAAUCCACAGGGCGCCGUCCACCCCGCCCCGCGCCGUCUCCUCCGGCACUGGCGUCGGCGUCGGUGCCCCGCCGCCCACGCCGCCGAUCACGCCCGACGGGCCGAGGCGGACAAAGUCGGUGCGGUGGCGUAUCGGCGCCGACAUGCGCCGCGUGCCCGCGCGCCCCAUGUCCAUGGCGGGCGGGACGGUCGCGCCGCUGACCCCAACCACGUCCAACUCGUCGGCGAGCAGCGGCGGCUCGGUCCGCUCGCUGGGCCUGACGCGCGAGCUGACGCUCCCGUCGUCGUCGAACGGCUCGGUACGCUCAGCGUCCAUCCGGAGUAACGCCCAGCGCGUGCCGCCCCGCCCGCGCCGUCGCGCGCCAGCGUCCCUCGCUACCCUGCCCCGCGCGCUCCAGAUCCGCAUCAUCAAGACGGCCGCCGACGCCCCCGACGACCUCCAGCCCUCCCAGUGGGCGCGCUUGCUCGAAAUCGCUGGCGAUAGGGAGUAUCUUGGCCACCGGACCCGCGACAUCGCCGAGCGCGAGGCCAAGGGAGACGAGUUUGCAGAGCUCAUGACGGAGUGGAUGACUUCGGCCGGGUUCUAA
Messenger RNA from Vanrija pseudolonga, 1596 nucleotides. RefSeq lists its product as uncharacterized. The transcript is spliced from 2 exons. NCBI's taxonomy places the organism in Eukaryota, Fungi, Basidiomycota, Tremellomycetes, Trichosporonales, Trichosporonaceae. Bases 1 to 1596 code for a protein of 531 amino acids. The record is from RefSeq and is a predicted model, not a curated record.